Messenger RNA from Fraxinus pennsylvanica, 534 nucleotides. The record is from the annotation of a GenBank genome assembly. Lineage: Eukaryota; Viridiplantae; Streptophyta; Magnoliopsida; Lamiales; Oleaceae.
AUGGCGUCAGGCGGUUUAAGCGGGAAGAGGGCAAGUGAAGGAUAUGGGAUGGGGUUGGUUAGGAAUGCAUCAUUUGGGAGGAAAAGGAUUUCUUUGUCCAAUAUUGCCAUGGAAUUUGAUGAAUGUACUCCCUCCACUCCAAAGAGACCGUGCUAUGAAUAUUCAUACUUUUGUUCUGAGAAAUCUGCACUGGAAGCUCUUCCUCAGGACAUUCUGAUUAGGAUAUUGUGUGGUGUAGAGCAUGAUGACUUGAAGAGGCUGUUUUUUGUAUCAAAAACGAUAAGAGAAGCGACUUUGAUUGCAAAACAUAUGCAUUUUACAUAUAGUACGCCGAAGAAGACGGUGGGGUUUAGGAAUCUUGAUGAUUUGAGUGAACUCGAUGAGAUAGUAGCUCCAAAUGCUCCAAGGCAAUCACGGGUUCCACAUUCACGAUUAAAUACGAAAAAGCUGGACGAUGUGUCGGUAGCCUUGUUUGCUUCCGAUAACGAGGACAGUUGGCAUCGUAGAGAUUUGUUUAUGGGAAUGGAGAUUUGA